Molecule: messenger RNA, 2227 nt
Organism: Alosa sapidissima (American shad)
Lineage: Eukaryota; Metazoa; Chordata; Actinopteri; Clupeiformes; Clupeidae
Product: neuronal acetylcholine receptor subunit alpha-3-like
Biological process (GO): regulation of membrane potential; nervous system process; monoatomic ion transmembrane transport
Cellular component (GO): synapse; neuron projection; postsynaptic membrane
Molecular function (GO): acetylcholine-gated monoatomic cation-selective channel activity; transmembrane signaling receptor activity
Source: RefSeq, a predicted model, not a curated record
GUACGAUAGUUUAGUGCAGUGUUGCACGCGGGCGCUGUCCAGCAUAUAGGCUCCUGAAUAGCACUGCGCGAGAAUCAAAAUCUUGAAGGUCGUUGGCGGUCCUGCCCAAUGUUAUCAUGACUGCGAUGGAGACACGCGCCCUUCUACUUUUCCUGCUGAUGUCGGUCAGUAGAGAAUGCUUUGGCUCUAAAGGAGAGGACCGCCUGUUCCGUAAACUCUUCAGGAGAUAUAACCAGUUCAUUCGGCCAGUUGAAAAUGUGUCCGACCCCGUCACAGUGGAGUUUGAAGUCUCUAUAUCCCAGCUAGUCAAAGUGGAUGAAGUGAACCAAAUUAUGGAGACCAACCUGUGGCUGAGACACAUCUGGAAUGACUAUAAGCUUCGCUGGUUGCCUGCUGAAUAUGAUGGCAUUGAAUUCAUUAGAGUCCCAUCCAACAAGAUUUGGAGACCUGAUAUCGUCCUUUACAACAAUGCUGUUGGCGACUUCCUGGUGGCGGACAAAACCAAGGCCCUGCUGAAGUAUGACGGCACCAUCACGUGGGUGCCCCCUGCCAUCUUUAAGUCCUCAUGUCCCAUGGACAUCACCUACUUCCCCUUCGACUACCAGAACUGCUCCAUGAAGUUUGGCUCCUGGACCUACGACAAGGCCAAGAUCGACCUGGUGCUGAUCGGCUCCAAGGUCAACCUCAAGGACUUCUGGGAGAGCGGCGAGUGGGUGAUCAUCGACGCGCCGGGCUACAAGCACGACAUCAAGUACAACUGCUGCGAGGAGAUCUACCCGGACAUCACCUACUCCUUCUACAUCCGCCGGCUGCCGCUCUUCUACACCAUCAACCUCAUCAUCCCCUGCCUCCUCAUCUCCUUCCUCACCGUGCUCGUCUUCUACCUGCCCUCCGACUGCGGCGAGAAGGUGACUCUUUGCAUCUCGGUCCUCCUCUCUCUCACUGUGUUCCUGCUGGUCAUCACAGAGACCAUCCCCUCCACAUCACUGGUCAUCCCGCUGAUCGGCGAGUACCUGCUCUUCACCAUGAUCUUCGUCACGCUCUCCAUCGUCAUCACCGUCUUCGUGCUCAACGUGCACUACCGCACGCCCACCACGCACACCAUGCCGGCGUGGGUGCGGAACGUCUUCCUGUGCGUGCUGCCCCGCGUCUUGCUCAUGCGUCGGCCCAUCGACCAGCAGGAGCGCAAGGUGGCGCAGAAGGAGCGCCUGGAGGUGGAGAAGGGGGGGAUGGAGAAGGACAGGAAGACGAAGAAGAGGAGCAGCGGAGGCUGCCAGGACGGGGGGAUGAACUGCGUGGAGGGCGGAGGAGUGGGGGUGGAGGGGAAGGGGGGCAGCCGCUCCGUGGCGGCGGGCGAGGUGGAGGCGGCGAAGGCGGGCCGGGCGCUGACCGCGCCUCCGGCCGUCAACGCGGUGGUGGCCUUCUCGGUCGUCUCGCCGGAGAUCAAGCAGGCCAUCGAGAGCGUCAAGUACAUCGCCGAAAACAUGAGGAACCGGAACAAGGCCAAAGAGGUGGAGGAUGACUGGAAAUAUGUUGCCAUGGUGAUUGACCGGAUCUUUCUCUGGGUAUUUGUGACAGUUUGCGUCCUGGGGACACUGGGGUUGUUCAAGCAACCUCUCAUUGGGUUCUGAAGCACAGUCCACUCUUUUCACAUCCUACUCCGUCCCAGCAGUAACCCUCGUCCUAUUCAACAGUGCCAAGUAUACAGUAUAGUCUUCAGAGCACUAAAGAAAACUAGGAAAGGAUAUCAGGACAGGGCCACAAAUCUGUUUUCCAGCCUGUCAGUUAUGAUUUUUUAUUUACAGUAAUCUGAAGUAUUUUUCAGUGAGUCACCCGUGCUUCCAAUGAAUGACUGAACGCUUGAAUUCCCUUCUUGUUUUACUGAACCACCUGACUGACAUUGGAGUCAAUUUCAGCCUCUUGCUUUGGCAUUUCAUGUCUAUGAAGAGCUCUCAUUAUUGUGAAAACAUGCCAAAAUCAUGCACAUGUUAUAUUAUGCCCUUUAAGUUGGGAGCGGCAUUUGAGAUGAAAAAGUUAAGGAGUUUGGCCAGGUUGAGUCUUAAUGACAUUUGUUUAGGUCGACCUUGAAAAGCUGAACUUAGCUGAAAAGCUUAGUUCUGUAAUAAAAUGUAGCACAAAGUUCAACAGCAGGUUGGGUGAGAUGUACAUGCGAUCUGUAAAUACUGUACUCCUAAUGUCAAAUAAAAGAAUCUCUUUGCCAACACAA